AUACGAACCAUGUACCUGGGGAUCCAGAGUCAGAGGCGGAAGGAACACCAGCGGCGUUUCUACUGGGCUAUGAUGUACGAAUAUGCAGACGUAAAUAUGUUGCGCCUCCUGGAAACCUUCCUGGAGAGCGCCCCUCAACUGGUGCUACAGCUCUGCAUAAUGAUCCAAAAGAACCGUGCAGAAACAUUACCAUGUGUGUCCUCUGUGGCCUCCCUGAUGUCCCUGGCUUGGGUGCUAGCCUCCUAUCACAAGCUUCUUCGGGACUCUAGGGACGACAAGAAGAGUAUGAGCUACAGAGGGGCCCUCAUCCAUCUCUUCUGGCGCCUCUUCACCAUCUCAUCCCGAGUUAUUUCUUUUGCUCUCUUUGCUUCCAUCUUCCAGCUCUACUUUGGGAUCUUUGUAGUGGUCCACUGGUGUGCCAUGGCUUUCUGGAUCAUCCAUGGUGGGACAGAUUUCUGCAUGUCUAAGUGGGAGGAGAUCCUCUUCAACAUGGUGGUAGGGAUUGUGUACAUUUUCUGCUGGUUUAAUGUCAAGGAAGGGCGGACUCGAUACAGAAUGUUUGCAUAUUACACUAUAGUCCUGACGGAGAACGCUGCCUUGACGCUCCUUUGGUAUUUUUACAGAGAUCCUGACACUACUGACUCAUAUGCCGUGCCAGCACUGUGUUGUGUCUUUCUUAGCUUUGCUGCUGGGAUAGCUUUGAUGCUGUUAUAUUAUGGUGUGCUGCAUCCCAUGGGGCCAAGAGCUAAGAUCCUGGUCAGCUCCUGUUGCGCCGAGCUGCUCUGGGGCAUUCCUUUGCCCCCCGAUGUUGAGCCCAUGGCACCCCAAACCCCUGGGUACCGGGGGGCCCAGGCUACGCCCACCAGAGCGGUGACGGAGCAACAGGAGGAACUCACAGCUGACACUUGCUUGCCCGUUUUCCAGGUGAGAGCAAUGGUACCAUCUACUCCAUCUGGGCGACCCUACCCCCCCGAGGGGCCUCUCAUUAAGAUUGACAUCCCACGAAAAAGAUACCCAGCCUGGGAUGCUCAUUUUGUAGACAGGAGGCUAAGAAGAACUAUCAACAUCCUCCAGUAUGUCACCCCCACAGCCGUAGGUAUUAGGUAUAGAGAUGGACCUCUCUUAUAUGAGUUGCUACAAUACGAGUCUUCACUUUAAGCUCCUUAAAGCAAAAGUAAAAAAGAGGGGACCUUAUUUUUGUUUACGGUAAACACAGAUCAUGAAACAAACACAAACCUUCAGAUAAGCUUUCUUUCUGGUUGCUGUAUGUAUAAAAAAAAGAUAUUCUCUAUGUUUUGUAAGUAAAAACAAAAAGAAAAACUUUUCUUUUGUUUUUUACACACAAGAAACAGUAUUUCAACUUCCACACCUAGGAUUCACAGGUGGAGAAGGAGGCAUCUCCACAUCAGUUUUAUACCGUACACCAAGUGUAGAAUAUUAUUUAUGGGAUUGGUGCUGAUUGAAAAAUAAAAAAAAAACAAACAAACAAACCUACAACUGCC
This is a messenger RNA of Tinamus guttatus (white-throated tinamou), 1502 nucleotides long. The record is from RefSeq and is a predicted model, not a curated record. Lineage: Eukaryota; Metazoa; Chordata; Aves; Tinamiformes; Tinamidae.